Cuscuta campestris is the source of this 1060-nucleotide messenger RNA. The record is from the annotation of a GenBank genome assembly. NCBI's taxonomy places the organism in Eukaryota, Viridiplantae, Streptophyta, Magnoliopsida, Solanales, Convolvulaceae.
GAUGAACCUAGAGCCGAUCCUAGAGGGCAUUGAGGAGGAGAUGUACGAUGGCGUGGCUGUCUCUUUAAUCUGUUGAUUAUGCUUUAUUUAAUUAACUUUAAUGCUUAUUACGUUUUCGGGCAAGAUCCCAAGUUGUUUGACUUUAAAAAGGCUUCCACAUUAUUUUAAAUUACUCCGAUGGAUUUUUAUAUGUAUUGAUAGAACGUUUGUUUAAAAUUGUUUUGAAAAUGUUGUAUAUUCGGAUACCAAUCCAGUGGCACACCGGUCCGCUAUCUCACGGGUUUGGGUUACGCGGGUUGGGGUGUUACAUGGAUGGGUUCCACAAAAAGGUGUCGGCAAAAUUGAGCUUGAUCAGCAAACGCCGAGCCGGGGCUGAGUUUUCCUCGGGGGUGGACUUCUUGGCCUCGGUGGAGACGGAGCUGUCUCGCCUUAGGAAAUUGGCGGCUGCCGAGCAUGAACAGGCCACCGAGAUCGAGAUGCAAGCUAAGGCGAAGUCCGAGGAAGUGAGGUCUCUAGAAGCUGCGCGAGAUCGGGCCCUUGCUGAGAAGGAGCAAGCUGUUGCCGAGAAAGAGCGUGCUGUCUCCGACUUCCUUCAGUCCCCGGCCUUCAAAGAGGCAUGCCUGGAGAAAUUCGCUGAGUAUUACGAGAGCUGGCUUGGGACCGAGGCUGGCAUAAAGAAGAUGGGGGAGGAGGGGACGAAGUGGCUCGAGACCGACGUUUAUCAUGGGAUCCAGCUUGUUCUUCGCCGGACUAGAAGAGUGGACCCGUCCUUCCCUCCGCCCGGGGUUGACAUCCCAGACAUGCAUGACCCUAGCCCGAAUGCCGAGCUUGGGGAGAAUCCGGAUUACCUUAGGACGCCCGAGCGCGAGGACACAGCUCAGGACGGCGCCGGCGAAGAGCAAACCUCGAACGCCCUUCCUUAAUGCUUCUCCUUUGUAAUUUUUUGAAGUUUUGUCUUCCAAUGUAAUGAACAAUAUUUGUCUACUGUUUUGUUGCAUGCGUGAAUAGUGAAUAGAUUCUCAUGUGACAUAAUCUAUUUGAAUAUAUUUGAGUUGCGUCU